GGAAAGGAGAGACUGAGACAGAGCUGUAUCACACCGAGUGUCCACCGAAUGUUUGCCUCUUCACGCUGCCAAUGAACACCCCUCACAUUCCUAUGUGUGCCAGUUGACAUACUGAACGAUAAGGGCCAGGCUUUCACCCCUGCGAGGAUACAGGAGUCCUAUAGCGGUCUGUGUGUUUUUUUCAGGAGCACCUGACAUUUCCUGUGGCAGAUUUACUCACUGGAUCAUGGCACAGACUAACAGCAGCGGGCAGGGGACCAAUGGGGUAGCAGAUGAGUCCCCCAACAUGAUAGUGUACAGAAAGAUGGAGGAAGUAAUAGCACGCAUGCAGGAUGAGAAAAAUGGAAUCCCCAUCCGAACAGUGAAAAGUUUUCUAACCAAGAUCCCCAGUGUUUUUUCAGGUUCUGACAUCGUACAGUGGAUGAUCAAGAAUCUGGACAUCGAGGAUCCAGUGGAGGCACUUCACUUAGGAACACUGAUGGCUGCACAUGGCUACUUCUUCCCCAUCUCAGACCAUGUCCUCACUCUCAAAGAUGAUGGCACUUUCUAUAGGUUUCAGACUCCAUACUUUUGGCCAUCAAAUUGCUGGGAACCCGAAAACACAGACUAUGCUGUUUACCUCUGCAAAAGAACAAUGCAAAAUAAAGCACGUCUGGAGCUUGCAGACUAUGAAGCGGAAAGCUUAGCAAGGUUACAGAGAGCUUUCGCCAGGAAAUGGGAGUUCAUAUUUAUGCAAGCAGAAGCACAAGCAAAAGUGGACAAGAAAAGAGACAAAAUUGAGAGGAAAAUUCUCGACAGUCAAGAAAGAGCAUUCUGGGACGUGCACAGACCAGUGCCUGGAUGUGUGAAUACAACAGAAGUUGACAUAAAGAAAUCCUCCAGAAUGAAAAAUCCACACAAAACUAGAAAGUCUGUUUAUGGGCUGCAGAAUGAUAUCCGCACCCACAGCCCAACCCACACCCCUGCUCCAGAGGCCAAGCAGCCGACAGAAGAGGAACUGCAGGAACAGAUUACCUUUUGGCAAUUACAAUUAGACAGGCAUCGACUGAAAAUGUCCAAAGUGGCAGAGAGUUUGCUGGGUUACACGGAGCAAUAUGUUGAAUACGACCCCUUCCUCACAUCUCCGGACCCAUCCAACCCCUGGAUCUCAGAUGACACCAUGAUCUGGGAACUCGAAGCCAGUAAGGAACCAGGCCAGCAGAGGGUAAAGAGAUGGGCGUUUGGUAUCGAUGAGGUUCUCAAGGAUCCUGUGGGCAGAGAGCAGUUUCUCAAGUUCCUUGAGUCUGAGUUCAGCUCUGAGAAUCUCAGGUUCUGGCUAGCAGUCCAGGAAUUAAAGAAGCGCCCCAUUAGAGAAGUCCCCACUCGGGUUCAGGAAAUCUGGCAGGAGUUUCUGGCCCCCGGGGCACCCAGUGCCAUCAACGUGGACUCCAAGAGCUACGACAAAACCACCCAGAAUGUCAAAGAUCCUGGACGAUAUGCCUUUGAAGAUGCACAGGAACACAUCUACAAAUUGAUGAAGAGUGAUUCUUACAGCCGUUUCAUCCGUUCCAGUGCCUACCAGGAGCUAUUACAGGCCAAGAAGAAGAAAAGUAAGAAUUUGUUCUGAAGGCUCUUGGUCUCAGUACAGGGGAAACCACUGGCAUACGAGAGAUUGACUAGUCGCACCAUCAUGGUAAAAUGAAUGGCUUCCCUCUCUCUGGGACAUGGAGAGGGGGACCAUCUCACCAUCAUCAUUGUCCUUCAUCUGCUCUUGGCUCAGCUGAGUGAUAAGCCAAGCCGCCUGUUCGUCUUUUGUCCACAGGAUGUUGCAUGUCCAUGGAGAGGAGGCUCCUGCUUCCCUCUCCUCUUUCAGUACCUGACAUAUUUCCAGUUUUCUCAGAAAGAAGGCACUGCUGGACUUGUGAGGACACUGAGAGACUGUCAAGACGAAACAGAAGAAAAUCAAUUCUAGUGGUCCAGUACUUUCACACCAUAACUCCUGGACUGCAGCCCCCUCUCUCACUUUCAGCUGAAACAAAUGAUGUCAGAGAGAAAAAAAAACACAUAGAAAAACUUAAAAUGACAGAUUAAACUAACCAAUGUCAUAGCUUUACAUGGUAUGAGGUUACAGAUACUUUGUCACGCUAUGGGAAGUGUUGUGCAGAAUGAAUAUACAAUAUAUAUAUAUACAUAUACAUAUAUAUAUUAUGAUCCUGAUUAUUAUUUAUUGUGCAUUUAUUUUGCUUUGCAUUAUUUUAUUGCACUACAAUAAUUAGCACAUAUGGUUCUCAUUGCACCUGUAAAGUCACAUUUAAACUUACAAAAUGUCUCCUGUCUUAUGUAGAACAUAAUUCUUUGUUAUUCUCUCCUGCAUUUAUUUUUAUACCAUAUUUAAAGACACUUUUACUUACUUGUAUUAUUAAAGUUGGCCCUCUCUCUGUUA
Melanotaenia boesemani (Boeseman's rainbowfish) is the source of this 2422-nucleotide messenger RNA. It is a transcript of the gene rgs7a, whose product is annotated as regulator of G protein signaling 7a. Bases 227 to 1606 code for a protein of 459 amino acids. Lineage: Eukaryota; Metazoa; Chordata; Actinopteri; Atheriniformes; Melanotaeniidae. Gene Ontology annotation, biological process: G protein-coupled receptor signaling pathway; regulation of G protein-coupled receptor signaling pathway; intracellular signal transduction. The record is from RefSeq and is a predicted model, not a curated record. The transcript is spliced from 18 exons.